GCAUCAUUUCGUACCAGAGUAUCGCAUAAGCCCCAGCAUGUUGUGUAGAGCGAAAUUAUUAAGAGGAGUCGCUCGCACUGUGUCAAAAAGUGUUAUUUCAAGAAAAUGAGUGAAACCAAAGCCAAGGAAUAAAUUGUAUGAGUGCUACAUAAUUAAAUUUCAAGUGUGAGGUGUCGUUAUGUGAGUGCAGGCUUUUUCGGGUGGUUUUCGUGUUUUUUCCAAGUUUACCAAAUCGGUCGUUAGUGCUCCUUCCUGAUCCGCGAUGAAGUUGAAACGGCUGUGUUUUUUUGUGAAAUAGUGUUUGUGCGUCCAAAAACAAAUAUUUCUCAAUGUGGUGUUUAGGGCAAAAUGGUCAGAGAGACUAGGCAUUUGUGGGUAGGAAAUUUGCCCGACAACAUACGAGAAGACCGAAUACGAGAGCACUUCAAACGGGUUCAGUACCGUAUGGUACAAAAGGAACCCUCAGGAUGCCGAUAUGGACGUGUACAGAGUGUCAAGUUGCUGCCUAGAAGUACGAAGGAGGAGACGGGCGAGGGCACGAUGGCGUGCACGGUGGCGUUCAUGGACAUCAAGAGCGCGUCCAAGGCUCACAACACCGAACACAAGGUGGACGAUAGGACUCUGACGACGGAGUACUACGAACCAGCCGCCAUUCCGUCCUCUGCCUCACCGCAGACAACGACCUCCCCUUAUUCUACCUCUCCCGGUAGCACUAGGUUUCCAAACGGGCACAGUUCAUCCGACGAGCACGGGCCCUUCAGCGAGCGCUUCUACGAGCGCAGCAACAACAGCCGAGUAGCCGAUGGCGAGUUCAUCCGCCGCACCGGCUACCAUGACACGAACCGCAGCCGCAACAGGGACCGGGGUUUUCGGAACGGCCCCUACAACGUCAUCAUAGACCGUGGAUCUCACAGGACGCUUAACAAUUCCUGGAGCUACGAGAGUGGCGGCGGCAGUGGGGGUGGCGCGGGAGCGGGUGGACGUUACAAUAGUCAAAAUGAAACAGGGUACGCGACGACGGCGGCGGCGGCGACCGCGGCGACGGGCGUCGAGGCGGGCGGCGUCGGGAGCGAGAGACGGGGCACCUCGGACCAAAGUACAAAGAAAAAAACCAAGUCCAGAUCGGGCAGCAGGUCGCCGUCGCCAUCUGGAAGCACGUCUAGCAGAUCACCGUCUAGGUCGCGGUCUAGGAGCAGUAGUAGCUCGUCGAGUUCUUCUACCUCUAGAACUAGCUCGACCAGUACCCCUAAAUCGAGAAGAACAGCCGCCAACAGCCACUUAGCUCACUCUGACGAUAGGAGACCAUUAGCUAUCUGUGUUAGGAACCUACCCCUUAGAUCCUCCGAUACGUCGUUGAAAGACGGUCUCUACCACGAGUACAAGAAGCACGGCAAAGUGACGUCCGUGAAAGUGGUCGGUCAAAAUUCGGAAAGGCACGCCAUCGUGUGCUUCAAGAAGCCGGAGGACGUGGAGAAGGCUCUGGAGGUCAGCUACGACAAACUGUUCUUCGGAUGCAAAAUCGACGUGGCCUCUUACCAGGGCUUCGAUGUCGAAGACAACGACCUGAGGCCGUACGAGGCCGAGAUAGACGAGUUUCACCCAAAGGCCACGCGCACCCUCUUCAUAGGGAACCUUGAAAAGGACACGACAGCCUCGGACCUCAGGAAACACUUCGACCAAUUCGGGGAGAUUAUCGAGAUCGACAUCAAGAACCAGGGUAAUGUGAGUCUGUACGCGUUCUGUCAAUACUCGGACAUAGUGAGUGUUGUGAAAGCCAUCAGGAAAAUGGACGGAGAACAUUUAGGGAACAACCGUAUCAAAUUGGGCUUUGGCAAGUCGAUGCCGACGAACGUGGUGUGGGUGGAUGGGAUCGUGGAGAACGUGAACGAGAAGUACCUGAGAAUGCAGUUCGAUCCAUUCGGGCCCAUCAGCAAGGUGAGCAUCGACAGGGAUAGGGGCCAGGCGCUCAUCUUCUACGAGCAAAUGGUCGGUGCCCAGUCGGCGGUCAGCAAGAUGCGUGGUUACAGCCUGAAGGGCAACAAGAUCCAAGUCGAUUUCGCCAGCAGGGAGUGUCAGCAGUCCUUCUACGAGCACCUGGAGAAACAGGCGCCUCCCGUUGUCGACAGGGGUGAGGAGAGAAGGGAUUCCGCCUCCAGAAGUUUCGAUUCUUCCAGAUUCGCCAGGUACGACACUCCGACAAGGCCCAGGACCUCCUCCUACAGCAGUCGUUCAAGCAUCGCAGCUAGUCAAGUAGCCUCGGCUAUACCUUCGCCAGGUACUCCAGGAAACGUGACUCCAAGAGCCACCACCACUACAAAAUCGCGUAUCGGCCGAUUCAACGACUACUACGAAGGUGGCGAAGUAAACGACCGCCAUUUUCGCAGUUACGAUGAAUACAGCCAGGGUUCGGCUGCGUCCCAAGACGAUCCCUACGAUCCGGACUACAGCUACAACAACCACGAGAGCCCCAUGCACGUUGACGUAAUCGAGAGCAGAUCUGCUGUCACCGCCACUUCCGUAGACCACGGAACCGUACCUUAUGCGCCGCCAGACAUAAGGAACCUGCAGAAAGAACGAGUCCACCUGCUCGAGCAACUGGAGGAUUGUCCAAGUUCCGGUGAUGAACACAUAGUAUCGAAGAAACGGCUGAAAUUGGAGCUGUUGGACAACGCCAUAGGAACAGACGUCAUCAUAGAGGCUAACAGGGAUCACAGGAAGGUAAUGGAGGUCAGGAGGUUAUCAGACGUCAGUCUGAAGCAUCAUUCCAGGCGACCUUCGGCCGACAGCAAGCACUCGAGGGAUUUAGUCCACGACCGGAACACGUACAUUCCUCAUGGCAUUUGCAAGAGGAGGAAGACGGGCGGCAGUGACAGCGGUUCCAGAAGCCACCAUUACGAUCAUUCAGGAUCAGAAAGUGUUGGCGGUUCUAGACCCGGCACGCCACUCUGCGACGAGAGACCGGAGAACUUUCAACCCAGUGAACCACGAAGAGUACCAAGGGAGAGAAACGGCCCCUUAACCCUUCCUCUCCCCAGAUUUGCGUCCCAGGUGCCGGGAAGGGGCAGCGUGUCCGUCGCUGGUAUUAAAGGCCAAAAAGACAUCGUCAUAUCCAGCCCGCCGGCCGCAGUAACCAGUCCGAGAAUAUCGAACCCAAAACCGACGAGUCCGGUCCACGUGCCGCCUCCUGCGUCGCCGCCUCCAAGGCCGCCGAGCCUGAGUUCCAACUCGAGCGACAGCGAGAAUCCACCGAGCCCUUCUCUGGACGAGAGGAUCAAGUCUCUGGACGAGAAGUACGAGAAAUGGUCAGGCAGCAGGGCGUUGAGCGCUGCCGGCGGUGACGCCUUGGCCAAGCUCGAUGCUACCAGAGAAAAGUUCCGACUGAGGCACAAACUGUUGGAUUUCGAUCUGAAAGAAGUCCAACCUUCGGAAAUUGUCAAAUCUGUGAUGGCCAAACGUUCAGUUUUCGACGAAGACCUGAAACGGUUGGAGAACGUAGGCGAGAAAUAUGAACCAAAGGACUUCACGCUGUUUCCCAGAGCUGCAUCGAUUAUACAAGGCUCCUCCGUGGUUGUACCCUCGACUAUAGCUUCUACUAUCAAAAUAACCUCCCCCAGCUUACAAAUGAGCUCCCCCAGAUCUUCAGGGAGCAACAUGAUUCCGGCAAAAGGUUUGCAAUAUCCCUUCCCGAGUCAUCCACCGAUCCAGCCGGCUACACCCACCCCUCUACAACAAACGCCACCAGCUACACCAUCAUCAAUUGCUUCACCCACCCCGCAAAUUCAAACAGCAAGUACAACAACCAGAAGCACAAACCACGGUGACAAUAGACUAAAAUCGUGCGCGAGUGUUUCUAGUGAUAAUAGAUUAUCUAGCAAAGUGAAUGUAAAUAGAAGUGUGGUACUUAACAAUUCUGCACCAAUAAAACCAAGUGAAAAGAACUCAGGUAACAUUUCUAGUGAUCCAAGUGCAAACGCGUCCGUCACUAGUUCGAACGUCGAAAACAAAAUCUCUAGAACAAUCAAACAGAGUGAUAAAAUAACGAGUAGAAGGGAUUCUAACAACGGUUCGCCGCGUGGUGAAAUCAAAUCGCGAAGAAACAGUGAUGUCGGUUUACGAAGAACAGAAGACAUAGAUAAAUUUAGUGAUAUUAGUGCAGAAAACGAUCGAAAGACUGAACGCGGUAAAAGUGAAGAACGGAAAAAAGAACAACAACAAAAAGAAAAACAGCGACUUGAAAACGAAAUGUUAGAACGUGAACGAUUAGAAAAGGAACAGCAAGAAAAGGAGCGGUUAGAGAAAGAACGGUUAGAAAGAGAAAAACAAGAACGAGAAAAGGAGCUGGAAAAGGAAAGACUAGAGAAAGAGAAACAAGAAAAGGAACGGACAGAACGUGAACGAUUACAAAUGGAACACCUUGAACAAGAAAGAAUGAAACGAGAAGAACAAGAACGAUUACGACGCGAGAAAGAAGAAGCGGAAAAAGAGAGGGCAUUAAUAGAAGAGCGUCAGCGUAAAGAGAAGGAAGAAGCGGAGAAGAAAGAGCGGGAGCAAAAAGAGAAGAUCGCAGAAGAAGAGCGGCAAGCGAAGAGAGAACGUCAGGCCAGAAAAGAACGGCACGAGGCUGAAAAACACGAGAAAGAGAGGCGCAGAGAGGAAGAAAAGAAAAAUAAAGACGACAAUCAUGAAAAGAGAAAAGAUGACUACAAACAUCGAGAAAAUCACGGUGAAACCAAGCAUAAAGACAACAACGUUAACGCGGAUAAAUUGAUCUCCAACAAUGAAAGUAAAUACAACAAACAAGGCAGCAAAGAAGAAAAAGAUCGUGCCUCGCACGACGUUUUUCGAAAGAAUGACUCUCAUUCGGACAGAUACAACAAGCAUUCCGACAAGGACUCCGAUUAUAGGAGGAAAGAAAGCAUAAAAGAAAAUAGGGAUAACAACGCCCACGAAAAAUCGAAAGAAGCUUCGGAAGUUCGGCACAUCUCCAUGGAUACGGACAAGCCUAAAUCCGAUCAGAAUAAAACGAGGGACAACAGCACACCCGCGAACGUCGGAAUAAAAAGACGAUUGAGUUCCCAAGAUCAUUUCGAGCACAUGAGCGAGGCGAAAAAACCAAAGCUACACUCAGAUCAUAAGAAGAUAUCCGACAGAAGAGAUUCCAAAGAUAGUACCAGAUCCGACGAAAAGCUCAAACCUAAAUUGAAAAAUUCCAGAUCGCUCGAAGAAAAACCAUAUUCAUCAGAGAAAACCAGCUUCAUCAGGGAGUCCGAGGAGAAGAGGAAAGAAAAAGAUAAAGAUAGGGAUGAGAAGCACCGAAAUAAGCAAAAAUUCGAAAAGCAGAAAUCGAAAAGUAAAAGUAGGGAGAAAGAUCUCAGGGAAUCUCCCACUGCUCCCACAUCUAAAGAAUUAACGGAUAAAGAUUUCUUAGCUAGAUUAGAAUUGCGAUCAACUGAUGACGUGGAGACACAAAAAGAGAAAAGGCCAGAAACCAAAGAAAAACGAAGGUACGACUUGACGGACACUGAUACAGAGAAAAGGGAGAAGGACGAUAAAAGAAACGAAGGAAAAAGAAGGGAUAAAACGGGCGAGAAAAAUAGAUCGAGAGAUGAUCAAUGUAACAGAAGUUUCGAAGAUAAGAAUAAAUCGCAGAAAAAAGACAGAAUUCGAAAACCGACACUCAAUAGUUCAGAUAAUACUGAUUCAGACGAACCAAGAAAACACUCCAUUUUUGAUAUCGUGGACGAUGAACCUGCUUAUAUUUCAAUGUACGAUAAAGUCAAGGCUAGAAGUUGCAAAAAUAUGCAGAAGCAGGAGGAGGAGAAACGGCAGGAAAAGAUCAAAGCCAAGUUCAGUCAGUUGAAGCAAAGUCGAGCCAAAAGAGAAGAGAAAAAACGGUCAACUUCUUGGGAUGAAGACUCUGACUCAGAUAGAGAAAGAAAUGACAAAAGCGAUUCCAAGAGCAGGAGACAUAAAAUGCUUAUUGUUAGUUCUGACGAAGACUUCUCCGAUUUCGGAAAAUCGCAUAAGAAGAGGGGAGUCUUUACAGACUCCGACUCAGAUCGUACUAAACAGCAUAAGAACGAACUAACUGAAGCAAGUGACGAUGACAUGAUCGAGCGUAAAUCUUCAAAAUCAUCGAGAUGUGUCAAUGAGACCUCUGACGAUGACUACAAAAAUUCGAUCAAAUCUGACCUGUUCUCCAUGUCGAAAAUGGAAAUUUCCUCAUAUUUGGAUUUGAAUCUAUUCAAGGUCAAAGAUGAAUUCCGAAAUUCGGUUGAAAAAGAAAGAAAAACCGACAAACAAGAUAAUUCAUUCGAUAAAAACGAUACUGAGAUUGGGGAUUCCAAACCUCCCUUAUCAGAAAUCAAAACUGAAAAAAUGAAUAACCGUCAUUCCUACCCAGACCAUUCUUCUGCAGAUGAAAGCACAGAAUUCAAAAAGGAAAAACUGAAGAAACACAAAAAGAAACAAAAGAGACUCAAACAUUCCUUGAGCAGUGAAGAUUCCAAUAAAUUCGAUCUAACUGAUUCCCCGCAGAAUGAUUCUUCCGAAAAAACCAAACACCACGAUAAAAAGAAGCAACAUAGUAAGAAAGAUAAGAAGCGCGAUAAGAGCAAAGAAAGAGACAAGUCCAAGAAGUCGAAGAGGAGUAAGUCUGCAUCCAAAAAUGAUUUCAAACAUGAUGGCAAAAUGGAGAAUAUAUUCGGAUCUUUAUCUGAUUCUUCAGAGAAUGGAAUGAGGGAAAAUGAAAUAUCCGACACCAAAAUGAAUAAUUCUUUCAUGAAGGAAUUCAAUAACGAAAAUAUUCCAAAUAGAUACUCAGAUUCGGAGGGAGAAAAAGAAAAAAGUGCUAAAAUAGACGAGAACGACCCUAAAGAAGACCAAAAAGUAAAGAAAAGAAAAGAGAGGAAAAGAAAAGAAAAAGAACGUCUUUUACAAGAAGCGGCAGCGGCUGCAGCAUUGGCUGAGGCAGCAGUUCACUUCAAUGAAAACAGUAUGGACUUCGCAGAUAUGGGUAAACAAUUGGAGGCAAACAUCAAAGAUGAACCGGUGAAUCAAAACGAAAAUUCUGUGGAGAAGAACGAUGUAACCGAUCAAAAGGAAGAUCUCUUCAAAUACUAUGAUAACACCCUCUAUCAAGAUUUCAAGAAAGAAGAGAAGAAAGAAGGACGAGAGAAGAAAAAGAAACGCAAGAAAAGCAAAGAAGAGAGGCAAAAGCAUCAUCACCACCACCACCACCAUCAUCAUGAAAAGAACAAAGUCAAGAGCGAAAACAAGAAGGAGACCAUCAUUUCAUCUAAAGAAGAACCGUGUACACCAACUAUACACGAAUCGAAAACACAAAGCCAGAGUUUACCUAAUCUUCUUGACAUUCCAAGUCCACCACAGGAAAAACCUUCACUAAGAGUUGAAAUAGCUUGUCCAGUCAAAAUAGAACCUGUUGAUGUUCCAACCACUCAACAACAAACUUCUUCGGUUCCACAACAACCUCAAGUGCAAGCGCAAACAUCGCCCAUUUCAUCCAAAGAAAAGAAACGGGAUAAAUUUAUACCAGGUUUUGGUCCUGGCAUCGACGAAACAAUUCACGAGAAUGCUGUGAAGUCUAUAUCCGAUCUCGAUGCCAUCAAACCGCCCGAGUGUCCUAAAAUCGAAGACGUCAAACUGGAAAAAGUUGAAGAACCGCCAGAGGAGAAACCAAGGGCCGUCAUCUCCCAAGAAGAGACAGAGGACGCUGUUGCAGCUCUUCUUGGCGAAAGUUUCUCUAGUGAAUUUGGAAAGCAUUAUUCCGAGGAUGAUCUGAGCAAUACCAAUGAUGAUCCAACUACCGCUUUGGUAGAAGAACCUACCGUACAGGAUGAUGAAGAGAUGCGACAAGCUGUACAAAGUCUGGGUGCACCAGAUAUCGAAAUCAAACCAGAGACUCCGCAAAGUGAACAUGAAUUACAGAUUGACACUGAUACGGAAGAACAGGAUGAAAUCAGUAUAAGGUUCGAUCAGCAGCCGAAAACGCCUGAUAUGUCUGAAUUGUUACAGCCACCAAAAACUCCUGAUAUUCCCACAUAUUACAGGCCGGAAGAAUCCAAACUAACGCCUUCACCUUUGGUUAUCAAGGCAACCCCGGCUAAUAUUGGUAGUCCUCCAUCACUCGCACCAAUAACUCAGCAACCCCCAAUAAUAACUAAUGCUAAAAGGAAUUUGGAUAAAGUUGAGGUUCCUAGUAAGAUUCCUCCUCUGCCUCUUCCACCUUUAAUUGAACCGUCAAGAACAGUUAUACAUCCAUGGUCUUCAAAAGCAGAUGAGAUUGUUUCCAAAGUGGAGUCUAAAAUGACGGUGGUUACAAAAGUCACUUCUCCACAAGUACAAAGUAAUUUGGUUUCAACACCAACAACAGUCAUCACCAACUCGGCUUUGAGAACGUCAGUGGUGAAAAUUUCCGAACCAUCGUAUCCACCUCUUACAGCAAUAUCAAAACCAGAGACAACAACAACUAAGGCUGACGUACCUUUAACUGCUAUACCAAUAUUACAAGUCGCAUCACCUGCUCUUCACAAUCUUCCAGCAAGAUCUCCUUUACAGCAAGCUUCUCCAUCUAAUUCAUCCCAAGAUUUAUCUACUUCGAGAGCCGCCACGUCUAUUUCAAAGAUUCGUCUUCCACUCACCUCGGUCAUGGUGUCAAAACCAUUACAACCUACUACAAUGAACUUACCACAACCUAAAGUGGCUUACUCUUCAGAACCACCAAAAUUGAUACCAGUUCAGGAAGCUCGACAAAGAAUGCUAUUCCAAAACACUGGGAUGCCUAAAUCUUUUCCUUUCAAUCCGAACCAGAAAAUGUUGGUGCAAACGAAUAUACCAGUGGCACGGGGAUUGCUUGUUCCUGCUAGACCUGGGCAUUUCAACUAUAUUCCUUCUCAAGUUGCUUUCAACGCUAAUAUCGGAGAUAAAGCGAGUGAAACCUCUAAACCUUCAACAGCACAGGUCCCUAUCACUGUGGGACAGGGUUCUCCAACCAAAAUAAUUCAAGUGAAACCACAAUCCAUAAUUAUUUCACCCAAUUCUCAUAUUUCGCCAGUUAUAAACAAUCAAAAGAUAAUCAAGUCUCUGCCUGAUAAUCCGCCAAGCUUGGUCGCUUUAUCUGCUGCUCCAGAAACGUCUAGUGCAAUUCUCUCCUCUACUAAUCAAACUAAUGUGAUCGCUACCAAUACCAUCGUGGACAAGAACCUUCCAGAAAUUAAAAAAGAACCAGAAGAAGAAGUUCAACCUGAAACACCUAGAGUUGAAGAAACAACACCAGUGAGCGAACUUGAGGAUGAGAAGGCACCACUUCAGAAACUCGAGGCCAUAUCGGAUAUCAAAUCAUCCGAUGAUGUUGAACGAGUUCCGGAACAAAAAGAAGAAAAACUAGAGGUGAAAGUGGAAUAUGAGGAACCAAAACAAAAACUUGCUAUUGAAACAGUUACUGAUGAAUUAAAUCAAACCCUCACAGAAGCUAUGGUUUCCGAUCUUAGGAAGGUAGAAGUGGCAGAAGCCAAAGUGGAGGAAACUGUAGUGGAAAAAGUAGAGGCAAAACCAGAUGUAACGGUUGAGAACAAAGAGGAAAUAAAACCAAAAGUUGAACGUGAAUCGCCUACUAUUAAAGAACCAGAGAAGGUCGAGGAAGAAAAAACAGAUUCGGAAAGUAUUGUAUCAGAUAUUAGCAAAGAUUGUUCAAGUGCUGAUAUGCCAAUUAAGGAUCUGCUGUUGGAUGGAAGGGAAGACAAAGAAGAUAGUGAUUAUUGGUCACCUAAAGACGUUAACAUUGAUUCUGUUAUCAAAACCUUAUGUUCUGCUGAUGAAUUAUCCAACCACAGCAAUGAUAACGUAUCCAGCAAAGAAGAAGAAGACCAACCCAAAGAAGAAGAGAACCCCGCUACACCCCAGAAAGAACCAGUUGAAACGGAAGUCAAAGAAGAAGAAACAGUUGACACUAAGGAACCCGAUCCUAAGAGUGACACAGAAACCAUGGAAGAUUCGGUAGAAGAUGAGGACAAAGAAGUUGUCUCAAGAAUAGCAACAAGGCGCGGUGGGAGAGGUAGAGGUCGUAAAGGUAGAGGAGGUAUUGAACGACCCGGAAUUCAAACUAGGCGUGCUAAGGUUCAGUCUAAAGAACCCGUUACUCCAACGAAACGUAACACUAACCCUCGUGGAGGUAGAGCGAAGGUGGAAAGAAAAAUAUCGAAGGCUGAAUCUGAAUCUCCCGCAGACAUUUACGAGUUCAGAGAAGACGAGGAGAACCGUCCAAGACUCAUAUUGACAAUUAAACAGUCGAAUACUAACUCCGCAGCAGUACAAUCAGCUGUUGUCAAAGAAGUACCGAAGGAAAUUCCACCAGUUCAUUCCCCUCAGAAAUCAGUGGAAGUUAAAGAAAAGGCUGAAGACUUCAAUCAACCCUCCGGUAGCACCAAUACCAGAAAAUCGAAAAGACUGCAAGAGAAAGAUAUUUUCAGAACAACGGUGGAUGAUACAAUUGAAGACGUUGUGAAGAAUGUUGUGACACGUUCCUCUUCUCUUGUAACUAGGAGAUCGACUAGACAACCUGUUCCGGUGGUGAAAGCAGUACCAGAGACUCCAAGAAAAUCAACAAGGAGCCGUAGGAUUGGUCGUAGGGCUUCCGAAGCUACCGAGGAAACCACCGAAGAGAAAGAGAAAAACAAAUCUACCGAUGAAGUGGUUCCAAAUACAUUGGUAGAAACGCCCAAAGUAGAGGUUGAAAAGCCUAAAGAUGUAACAACACCUCAGGUUAAUGCAACUGUGGCAGAGAAAGAGGAAAAUAAACAACCACAAGUUCCUGUGAAAGAAAGUACUACGGAAAGACCACCAAUUGGUUUGAAGGCUGCUGUUUUGAGGCGAAUCAAAGGGGAAAUGGGGCAGGAGCCAAUGACCUUAAUAGACCCGGUUACUGGUUUGUUAACCCCGAUGAGAGAGUGUGAAGAAAAUAAGUACAUACCUGUUCCUGGUGAAAACAAACCUGGCUCUAACACAACAACCAGCCAACCAAGUGCUGUCGUAACAUCGACAGAAGUGAAGCCAAUACAGCCUACAGUGAUAACGUCGUCUCAACAACCAGCACCCUUACCAGCAAUCAAACAACAGUCGAAACCGCAAAGUCUUAAAGCUCACGUUUUGUCCUCUCAAGCAGCUCAAGCUGUGGUCACACAGCAAAUACCAUCUUCUCAAAAACAAAACGCAGUGAUCGUUAGUUCUGCACCAGCUGCCUUGAGUGUAGAAAACAAGAUUAUAACGCAACCUAGCCAAAAUCUCAGUGUCAACGUCUCUAUGCCCAACUUCGUACCAGCGCAUGUCUCUCCUAGAACAAACUUAACCGCAGCGUCUAGCUCUCCUAAGCCUGUCACGGUUAAACAACCCGUUAGUUCUCCGAGUCAGAUGUACAAUAUCAUAUCUCAACAGAUGAUGCAAAUGAACAAAUCUUCUCCUCCGACCGUUAUUCCGAAAGGAAUUGUUUCUAACACGCCGAUAAUGAACCAACAGUCUAUUAUCAAACAAGUUCAUCUGCCCAAAUCUGCAAUGAUGCCGAAGACCUGUCACCCGAUGCACAUUCCAUCCGGCGUACCAAGCUCCGUACUUGGUAAAAUUCCAUCGCAAACCAUGGUCACAAAUGCGAGCCGUUUAAUGCACGGGAAGAAUAUGAUAGAACCGCCGAAAGUAGAUGUUACACUUCCUAACUUGAUCUCCGUUCGAGGGUUGUCCAGUUUAUCUCCACAAGGGCAGCCUAGGCACCAUCCUCAAUCGAGCAUGCCUGUAUCUGGAUACGAGGCUAGUUUGCAUGGAGAACAAGGUCUUUAUAAUAGAAGUCGUAGUCCACCGCCAGCUCAUCAAAACUCUCCUUCACCUCAGGCUGAAACUAUACCACACUUCCCUCCUGGAUCAGUUACUCUUCGUCCGCAUGAUUUACCACCACCACAUUACAUGCACCCAUCUCAUGUUAUGUAUCAACAGUAUCUGAGGCAGUCUUAUCAUUUUCCAAGGUCUUCUGUUGUUUCCGGAGGUAUAGAGAAGUCAAGUGAUGGACAAGAAGGUGAAGAGGCACCUGUUACUUCUCCACCCUUGGAAUUGAGGAUUUCGAACUCUGUAGGUCUGUCACUGUCCAGCAGGGGUGCUGCUGUACCUCAUAGUUUGCACUCGCCUCACGAUAGAGCUACAGACUCCCCACAAAUAGGUCAAGUUUACAACAUGCCAACUGCAAGGAUGCAGCACUAUAAUUUAAAUAGAUACUACGAACCGGCUGCCGAACCACCACCAGCCCAUCGACCUGUUACUAGCCAUAGCUCUCUAGCAGCUCUUGGAAGUGACAGACCCCCAUUAUCACACAUGGCAGCCUUAGGUGCGCCCGAUAGACCUUUGGUGUCCCAUUUGCCACCAGAUAGACCCCUUGGUUCUCAUUUGCCGCCCGAUAGACCUCUGGGUUCUCAUCUACCACCAGACCGUCCACUCAGUGGGCAUUCAGCUCUGACAGGUCACCUUCCUUUGGGUAAUCCUGAAAGACCUUCAUCUAGUCAUUUACCACCAGAUAGACCUAUGUCUAGUCAUUUAACCCCAGAUCGGCUAUCAGGCAUAUCAACCCCUGACCGACCAGUUUCAGCACAUACCAUGACCUUGGGUGCUGGUCUAGGAGCAGCUGGUAACCUUAUGGGAGCCGUUGCAAGACAUAUUGGGGUUGAUGCUCCUACGAGUCAGAGGGGCUUACAGGCUGCUACUCCACCACAUGCUAGCCAAGUACCUCCCCAGGCUGAAAGUCUCAAUAUAUUAUUGAAGCAAUAUCCAAAAAUGUGGCAGGGUCUGUUGGCUUUGAAGAAUGACCAAGCGGCCGUCCAUAUGUACUAUGUAUCUGGAAAUGACUAUGUUGCAAAGUGUAGUUUACCUAAAAACACAGAUGGCUCGACUCCACCUCUAAGAAUAUUUCAACGAAUGAGAUUAGAACCUCCACAAGUAGAAGGCGUUGCCAGAAAGAUGCAGAUGGAAAAAGAACAUUGUAUGCUUUUGGCCUUGCCCUGUGGAAUGGAUCACAUGGAUGUACUUAAACAGUCGAAUAAUUUAACUAAUGGAUUUAUACACUACCUACAACAAAAACAGGCUGCAGGAAUCGUGAAUGUAGCUGCUCCUGGUACUACUCAACCUCCUGCCUAUGUCGUCCAUAUUUUUCCAACUUGCAGUUUUGUCGAAGAGAACCUUAGGAGAAUAGCCCCAAGCCUCCUUGAGUGUGUCUCUGACAUUGCCCACCUGCUGAUCGUAAUCACCACAGUGUGAUAGCAUAUCUCUAACAAGUCCUUGAAAAAAGUAUGUUCUUUUCGUUCACGUAUUUUAUCGAAGCGUUUAACAUUGAAUUCUGCAUGAUUAUGACUUAACUACUAAUUUGUGUCUCUUUGGCCGAAUUUCGAAUUCGGCCUAUCUGAAAUUGUGGAUUAAUCCUAAUAAGAUUACUUAAUAUAUUUAAAGUUUCACUGUGAUUUCUUGAAAUAAAAAAGAAUGUUAUUACUAUUAAUAAAAUGGAUAAAAAUGCUAAAAAAUAAACUUACUACCUAUUAAGAGAUCUCAUAUUGAACUUAGUUAUACAAAUUUUUCUUGUUUAGAAGAUCUUUAUUUUCAUAAACAUCUUGUAAAAUUUUAUUAUUCUUAUGAAGUUGUUGCAAUAUUUGUGAUUAUUUCAUAAGGGUGACUUGACUAUGUUACAUUUCGUUUCUAUUUGCCUUGCGGUUUUGUUGCUUUCUUUAUUUUUUUACAUUUAGAUUGUUGUUUAUUUAUUUAUUACUGGUUUUGACUGAUACGGCGUGUCAUUUUUUGCUGGUGCAUCAACAUGACCCUGUUUCAUUCGAUCAAAGUCAUCCAACAAAAUCACAUUAAAAAUAAAUUCUUCAGAUUUUUCCAAACAAAUCCAUACUUGAUACUGAUCAUGAAUUUUUUGAAAAAAAGUUCAUAGCAAAAUAUAUAUACUUGUUGCGUUCAACAAAUUAGCGUGAUUUUUUUUUUACUUUGAUAGAAUGGAAGUUUUCAUUUUUCUGUAAUUUUCACCAAAAGUUUGAAUAAGUGAGUUGAGUUUUUGUUGAUAUUGUUUUUAGUUUAUUUUGUGAAAAUUACAGGAAUACCAGAACCUGAUAAUACAUGGGAGAAAGUUACCUCUUAGCUUCUAUUGAUUUUAAUGAAUGUUGGGAGAUAACUUUCGAGAUUUUGUACAUUUGCAACCUAACCUCAAGGUGCUUUUCAAAAUUAAAAGUGUAAAUUUAAACGUUACCCGUUUGUAGUUUGAAAAGAAAAAUGGCAAAUAUAAAUGAGCAUAUAGACAUAAUAUAUAAAUAUUGUAGCAUACAUAAAUUAUAUGAAAAUCAAUCAUUUUUUUAAAUUAAAUUGUAAAAUACAUGUGAAUAAAUAGCCCUUAGUUUGUUAUUUUAAGCUUCUUUUCGGUUUUCUUUAAGAUGUACAGUGUACUUUAGCUGUAAGUAUAAUUUAGCCUGCGUUACAAAUGAUUAAUAUAGGGAACAUUGUGAUGUCUAUAUAUUACUGUAUAUUUUGUACAUAUAUGAAAAAUACUGUGUAUUGUGAGUAUACAUUAUUAUAACUAUUAUGACAAA
Coccinella septempunctata (seven-spotted ladybird) is the source of this 14624-nucleotide messenger RNA. Its product is annotated as protein split ends-like. NCBI's taxonomy places the organism in Eukaryota, Metazoa, Arthropoda, Insecta, Coleoptera, Coccinellidae. Gene Ontology annotation, cellular component: nucleus. Bases 349 to 13305 code for a protein of 4318 amino acids. Gene Ontology annotation, molecular function: mRNA binding. Gene Ontology annotation, biological process: regulation of transcription by RNA polymerase II. The record is from RefSeq and is a predicted model, not a curated record. The transcript is spliced from 14 exons.